Molecule: messenger RNA, 949 nt
Organism: Racocetra fulgida
Lineage: Eukaryota; Fungi; Glomeromycota; Glomeromycetes; Diversisporales; Gigasporaceae
Source: the annotation of a GenBank genome assembly
AUUCCUGAAGCUUUAUUGUUACGUGAUAUUGUAUUUAUAUUUCAAGGAAUCGAUGGGCAAUAUAUUAAAUAUGAUAAAAGUUCGUCUUAUAUCAUCGAUUCGAAGGCCUUUUGUUCUGCUUUACAACGUGAACUGACGGAAUAUUAUAGAUUCAUUGCCGUUCUUGAAGCACAAGUUGCGAAAGUAGCGGAUGGUCAGCAAGUUGAAUCUCAUGGACCUUCAUUGAAACGUUUAUUUGUAUGGACUCAAGAGUCCUUGUUAAAAUUACGGAUGAUGUCCGUAUUGGUGGAGUGUUGCAAGCAAGUACGAGGUGGAGCCUUGGUAUCGACGAUCUAUAAUUACACAAACCAUGGAGAUCCGUUUAUUCAGCAGUUUAUUAAUAAUACGCUUGAAGAGGUUUCUAGACCGUUCUUUGAAAUGCUUCAGCGCUGGAUUUAUGGCGGUGAACUAGAGGAUCCUUUCGAAGAAUUUUUUGUUGCUUGUGAUCCAAAUGUUGAAGAAGAAGAUCUGUGGCAGUCAAAAUAUACUAUUCGACCAGAUAUGCAACCAACUUUCAUUAGUUCUUUACUUGCCAAAAAAGUUUUCACAAAUGCAGGAGCUGAUAAGGGCAAGCGCCUUUCAAAACCUGCGAAUACACUCUAUCGUCAUAAUCUUACUGGUACUUUGGAAGCAGCUAUCCGUGCAUCAAAUGCACAAUAUGAUGACCCUGACAUCCUUCGUCGAUUGGACGUUAGACUCCUUGAGUCGUCUUUUGGGGAAGCUGGUUGGGACGUUUUCAGUUUGGAUUAUCAUGUUGAUUCGCCUAUAAAUACUAUUUUUACGCCACAUGCGAUGCAGCAAUAUCUUCAACUAUUCAAUUUCUUAUGGCGUUUAAAGCGAGUCGAACAUGAUAUGUCGUCCGCUUGGCGCCGUAAUAUGGCUAGCGCAAGAAACUUAUCCCAAAUCGAAG